GCACCGGUGCGUCGCUGUUUACCGUCCGGCUUUGUUGCCUCUGUGCAUCGAUGUGUUGAUACAGAGGCGGCGGUUGUCAAAUACCCGUGGAGCAGUCCGCGACCCGGGACCCCUAACUGUCCUCCUCGGCUCCCAUGAGAGAGGACGGUGUCGGAACCCACUCUCGCUCGGACUCGACACCCCUCCAGCGGGAUGUAGCCCUUCGACCGGAGCACCGCUGAGCUGCUGCGAGCCAUGGACCGAGAGUCGUACCGCAGCUGCUGCGGCAGCCCGCUCAAGCCCCCCCGCCAGUCCUACGCGCAGUUCUGCUCCUCGCAUUUCGUGGACUACAUCGACAGAGAGCUCAGCUACUCCAAGUUCUUCAGGAGGUACCUUCUGCCCAACCACCCGUGCGUGUUUUCCAGACGCUUCACCGCAGAGUGGAAGUGCAGGAGGCGCUGGGUGACCGAGGAUGGCAAGCCCAACUUCCAAAAGCUGCUGCAGGAAUUCGGUGAGACUCCUGUCCCUGUUGCAAACUGCAACGCGAAGGAGUAUAACGCCAACCCCAAACAAGUCAUGCCGUUCAAAGACUUUAUACAGUACUGGAAGGAAUACAUACAGAACGGCCACUCCUCGCCCAAAGGAUGCCUCUACCUGAAGGACUGGCACAUGACCAGGGACUUUCCUCAACACCAUGUUUACAUCACCCCGGAUUUCUUUUCCUCCGACUGGCUGAACGAGUACUGGGAUGCUCUGGAGGUGGACGAUUACCGCUUCGUCUACAUGGGGCCGAAGGGAUCAUGGACGCCGUUCCACGCCGACGUGUUCCGCUCCUACAGCUGGUCUGCAAACAUCUGUGGGAGGAAGAAGUGGCUCCUCUACCCUCCGGGACAGGAGGACUUCCUGAGAGACACGCACGGAAACCUCGCCUACGACGUGACGUCGGCCGAGCUGCGGGACAAGAGCCUGUUCCCGCGCUCGGACGAGGCGUGUCAACCUCUGGAGAUCAUUCAGGAGGCCGGGGAGAUCAUCUUUGUGCCCAGCGGCUGGCACCAUCAAGUUUACAAUCUGGAGGACACCAUCUCCAUCAAUCACAACUGGCUCAACGGCUGCAACGUCGACAUCAUGUGGCAGUUCCUUCAGGACGAGCUGUCGUCGGUUCAGAAAGAGAUCGAGGAAUGGCGGAGCACCAUGGACUCGUGGCACCAGCACUGUCAGGUCGUGAGUCCAAGUUGCAUGGUGCUGUGUAUCGACACUAAUCCUGUCCCGGUUUUUGCCCAGGUGAUCAUGAAAGCCUGCUCCGGUAUCGACUACAGUGAGUUUGCCUCAUUCCUCAAAAUUGUUGCUGACAACCGCAUGGCUUUCCUCAACGCUCACUCGUCCGGAGAUCCACUGGACUACCCCCGCCACGUCUCCGAGACCAUCGCCCGCCUGGGUCCGUACCACGCCGCCUUCGACCUGCAGCGAGUCGCUUACAUCCUCGAGUGUCUGCUCUGCAACGAAGAUUUUAAAAGGCUCGAUCACUCCUCACUGACUUUGCAGCCGGAGACGAUGCUGCAGCAAAUCCGGGACACGAUUCAAUCCACCAGGGGGCAGCACCUCCUUUAUCAAGAGUGACGCGCUCGCUCGUUCGUCUGUGAAUUCAAUAAAUGUGCGA
Molecule: messenger RNA, 1636 nt
Organism: Synchiropus splendidus (mandarinfish)
Lineage: Eukaryota; Metazoa; Chordata; Actinopteri; Syngnathiformes; Callionymidae
Gene: jmjd4
Product: jumonji domain containing 4
Exons: 6
Coding region: 235-1596 (453 amino acids)
Biological process (GO): negative regulation of gene expression; positive regulation of translational termination; protein hydroxylation
Cellular component (GO): cytoplasm; nucleus
Molecular function (GO): histone H4R3 demethylase activity; sequence-specific DNA binding
Source: RefSeq, a predicted model, not a curated record